CUGCAACUCUCACUCGACAUGUCUUACUAUGAUAUCGACGCCAUUCUGACCGACGCCCAAAAACUGCCCUGCACGUUCGAGCUCGACGUGCCCGGGCUUGGCGUGCUCGAGGGGAAUCCGGGUGAAAAUAUCAAAGCUGGAACGCGCAUCGAUCUCCCGCUAUGGCUGGGGGAGAUGCUCUCUAUUGGCGCCCGCCUGGGAACCUCUCGUCUAGUCACGCUGGACAUCCCCUCCGCGCUGUCGGAACGCGUCAUGAACGCCUUCAAGGCGGACCCGCGCACGGUGGACCUGCGGUCCCUGGCGCCGCAUUUCUAUAGUCUGAGUGAGCGCAUUCUGGAGCUGUUUGAGGAGGAGGAGAUGGUGGAGAUUUUGAGUAAUACAUUCAAGAAGCGGGCUGCAGAGAUCGCAGACCACGCGCACAACCCGCAGGGCGCGCUGGGACAGGGCGCGGAUUUCCUGCGUGGGUUGGAUGAGACGGAGAGACAGUUAUUCCGGGUUGCUCAUGAUAGUGCCAAGCAGACGCGCAUCUGGGCGGGAGAGACGAAGAAGAAAUAGAUGGCUCGAGGGGGGGGGAAAGGUUAACGCGAUGGUUGAGCUGAGCUCGCCGUUAUGAAAAUAUAGCUGAUUCUGAUUAAUGUGUGUGGUUUUCGA
Messenger RNA from Aspergillus heteromorphus CBS 117.55, 651 nucleotides. It is a transcript of the gene psf3, whose product is annotated as DNA replication protein PSF3. Gene Ontology annotation, biological process: mitotic DNA replication initiation. The record is from RefSeq and is a predicted model, not a curated record. The coding region runs from base 19 to 555 and encodes 178 amino acids. Lineage: Eukaryota; Fungi; Ascomycota; Eurotiomycetes; Eurotiales; Aspergillaceae. The transcript is spliced from 6 exons. Gene Ontology annotation, cellular component: GINS complex.